This is a messenger RNA of Hermetia illucens (black soldier fly), 1858 nucleotides long. RefSeq names its product dynein regulatory complex subunit 3 (gene TbCMF46). Bases 52 to 1731 code for a protein of 559 amino acids. The transcript is spliced from 6 exons. Gene Ontology annotation, molecular function: protein binding. The record is from RefSeq and is a predicted model, not a curated record. NCBI's taxonomy places the organism in Eukaryota, Metazoa, Arthropoda, Insecta, Diptera, Stratiomyidae.
UUUGACAUUGUCAGCAAAGACGCAGCAUUAUACAAAAAAUAACGAGAAGAUAUGAGUCAAGGACCUAAAGUAAUAUCUGAAAUCAUACAUCCCGAACUAGAGCCCGGAGUAAUCAACCAUGAAAUGAUAAGACAAGCCAUCGAGGAUAACUAUCAUAAAGGAGAAGCCGGUCGUCUGGAACGACUUGAAGAGGUUGAAUACAAUAGUGUUGAAGUCCUCCGAUUGGAUUUCCAAAAUAUCCUACGCAUCGAUCAUCUCUGGGUAUUGCCAAAUUUGACCAAGCUUUCAUUAAAUUUUAACAGAUUGGAUAAAAUCGAAAAUCUUGACACACUCGUAGCACUCAAAGAACUGGAUUUAUCAUUCAAUUAUAUCGAGAAAAUAGAAAAUUUAGACAAUCUUAAAAAUCUUGAAAUACUAUCACUUUUCAAUAACGAAAUAGAACUCAUUGAAAAUCUAGAUUCACUGGAGAACCUCAUUAUUCUGAGUUUAGGAAAUAAUAAAAUAAGCACACCGAAAGGUAUUGAAAGGUUCCGUUUCCUCUCCAAAUUGCAUUGUUUGAAUCUAGAAGGGAAUCCACUUCAAGAAGUUGAUGGUUACCCUUUAAAAAAAUAUAUCCAUGCAAUACUACCGAAUCUGAAAUAUUAUCAAUAUGCAUUCAUUAUGAAUGAAAUGAAAGAAGAGGCGAGCGCGUUAUAUGAACUUCAAUUGCGGCAAAUUGAAGAAAAUGAACAAGAAGAAAUUGAACUCCGGGAGAAACGAGCUAAAGCCAUUGCGGACGAACAACGAUUAUCAUCAAGCUUUGUAGAAAAUCUGAAUGAACACCAACUAUUCGAAUCACUAUUCGAAAACGAUGAGGACGGUCGAGCCCUAAGAAUGAUAGGAGAUGACGCCGAAGAACUUAUAAAAGAAUAUAGAAACGAUAUCUAUGCAAUUACGCAACAAAUCUAUCAACUUGGGCUGGAAAAACACGAAGAACGCCUAGACGAAAUCGAAAUGUUCGAAGAAUGUGUUCGGGAAGGGCAGAAAAGAGCGCAAAUAACAGGGCAAACAACCGUUGAGAACUUCCUUGCAGAAAAGGAAGACAUUUUCUCGAAAACGAAAACUAUUUUGAAGCGAGUAGAAGCAAUGGCUGCACAUAAUGAAGAAGCCGAUGCAAUUGAGGGUAUGGAAGAUGUUGAAAAGCAAUUAGGACUCUUUAACGCCAGAAUGGACUAUACGUGGCAACAGCUGAUGGAAGAAGAAGUUCAACUGUUUGAAACUGUCGAGGAAGCAACAGCACAAUUCGACCAUACUAUACAAGAUCUAAUGAAUCAAUUUAUAGAACAGGCGCAAACAUAUUUCGUUCAAUUACGUGAUGUAUCGCUUAAUUUCUCGGAUGCCCUUUCGGAAGCUGUAACCGGCUACAUAACAUUCAUGUCGGCAUCAGGAGCAGAAGAUAAAGUGCCCCAAGAACUGAAAGAAUGCUUAGAAGAUAAGGAUGCGAUUAUGAAUCUCAUCGCUGGAAUGCGUGACAAUCAUAUGCAGAAAAUUGAUGCACGCGAAGAUCGACUAGUAUCAAGAGGACGCCAAUGGGUUUCAAGCCUGAUUGAGGAAAUGCAGAAAUCUGAAAUUCAACGAAAUCGAGCAAAAAUUAUGGAAAUCAACUAUUUCCUGGAUCAAAUGAAAGAAUCAUUUGAACAACUACAAGCUGAUGUUCACGAAGAGGCACUCAAGGAGGAGGGUGCAAUUUGAAAUAAAAUAUCCGCUAUGUAAAAUUUGUAAAACUUUGUAUAUGAUACAAUUUUCUAGAAUCUACAUACAUAAAAAUAAUCAUUAUAAAAACUCUUUGUAUCUCAAAUCAAAGGCAAAUUAAAAAAUA